AUGGCUGGGAAGAAAGAAAAGGACAAUACGAAGUCUGCCUCUAAGAAGGGCAAUGAGCAUCUGGUAGGAGAAGAACGUCUACAAGCCGUUGUGCUGACGGACUCUUUCGAGACUCGAUUCAUGCCACUGACCGCGGUUAAGCCAAGAUGCCUGCUACCACUGGCAAAUACACCGCUGAUAGAGUAUACACUAGAAUUUCUAGCCAAGGCUGGUGUAAACGAGGUGUAUUUGGUGUGUGCAUCGCAUGCUGAUCAAAUCAAUGAGUACAUCGAAAAGUCGAAGUGGAAUCUACCGUGGGCCCCCUUCAAGCUGCAAACCAUUAUGUCUCUCGAAUCGAGAUCCGUAGGCGAUGCGAUGCGUGAUAUAGACAACCGGGGUCUCAUAACCGGUGAUUUCAUCUUGGUCAGCGGUGACUUGGUAACCAACAUGCAAUUCGACAAAGCUUUAGAGUUCCACAGAAAAAAGCGCGCCUCCGACAAAGAUCAUAUCGUAACCAUGUGUUUGAGUGAGGGUAGCCAAUUCUACAGAACGCGUUCUCACGACCCAGCUGCUUUCAUUUUGGAUAAGAAAACUAACCGAUGCCUCUACUACCACCAAUUGCCUCCGGCCAGCUCUCGCAAGAAAGGCGCCAUCGACAUCGACCCUGAGCUUUUGGAAGAUGUGGAUGACUUCGUCUUGAGAAACGAUUUGAUUGAUUGCCAUGUUGACAUCUGCUCUGCGCUUGUGCCAGCAAUUUUCCAGGAAAAUUUCGAUUACCAGUUUCUAAGAAGCGACUUCGUGAAGGGGGUGUUGACAAGCGAUCUUUUGAAGAAAAGCAUCUACGCAUAUAUCAUGGAAAGCUAUGCUGCACGUGUUGAGAGCUGGCAAACUUACGACGCCAUUUCACAGGACUUCAUCGCCAGAUGGUGCUAUCCCCUGGUGCUAAAUGCCAAUUUCCUUGAAGAUCAGACUUAUUCUUAUGAGUCGCGGCAUGUGUACAAGGAAAAAAACGUCGUUUUGGCUCAAUCGUGCAAGAUUGGCAAACACACGGCAAUCGGGUCAGGCACCAAAAUCGGCGAGGGCACAUCUGUUGAAAAUUCUGUCAUUGGGAGGAACUGCCAUAUUGGCGAUAACGUGGUCAUCCAAAACAGUUAUAUCUGGGAUGAUACAACAGUUCUUGACAGCACUAUAAUAGAACACAGCAUCCUUGCAUCAAACGUUAAAAUCGGCAGAAAUGUCAGUUUAAGCGAUGGGUGCGUGAUUGGAUUCAAUGUUAUUAUUGGAGACAACAUGGUUAUCCCGCAAGGCUGCAAGAUCUCUGAAACGCCUGUCAUGAAAAGCGAGGUGCAAUUUUUGGACAAUGAAUCCUACGAUGAGGACGAUUCUACCAUAUCAAGCGAUCGUGCUACGAACUUUAAACUUGAGCCUGCUAGCGAUCUGCUAGGCGAGACGGGUGUGGGAUACAUUUACGAAAGCGAUGGUUCGAAUGGAGACGAGGACGCUAGCGAUGAAACCAGGAUAAACAAUACUCUCGCUUAUAGGAUUGACGAAUUGUACUUAAGUGACGACUCCAUUUCGUCUAGUACCGGUGAGCGCAAGAAAAAGAGAACGAUGUCGACUACGAGCGUGUACACGGACAUGGAAGGCGAGGAUGAGGAGGAUGAGGAAGAUUUCGAGGUAGAAGCGAUGGCUACAGUGGAGAGGGCAAUGGAAAACAGCCACGAUCUGGACACGGCUCUGCUAGAGCUGAACACCUUGAGAAUGAGUAUGAACGUGACCUAUCACGAGGUCAGAGCUGCCACGGUGUUUGCCCUUCUCAAGCGAGUUUACCAUUUCAUCGCAACGCAAACUCUGGGUGCGAAGGAAGCCAUCUCCAAGAUCUUCGGCAAGUGGGGAUUGCUGUUCAACCGACAAGCCUUUGAGAAAGACGAGUACAUCGAUCUCAUGAACAUUCUGCUGGAAAAGGUGUUGGUGAUACAGUUCGAGAAGCCAGAAUUCGUGCUUUUCCGCGCGUUGAACUGUCUCUACGAUCAGGAUGUCUUAGAUGAAGAAAUCAUCUACACCUGGUGGGCCCAGGUAUCCGACGACGCCAAAUACGACCAAGUGAAAACGCUGACCGCCAAAUGGAUCGAGUGGCUACAAACCGCUGAAGAGGAAUCCUCGGAAGAGGAAGAAUCCGGCGAAGAAGAGUCUGAAGACGAUUAA
Molecule: messenger RNA, 2184 nt
Organism: Lachancea mirantina
Lineage: Eukaryota; Fungi; Ascomycota; Saccharomycetes; Saccharomycetales; Saccharomycetaceae
Source: the annotation of a GenBank genome assembly